CCCUUGCGAGCCUCUCGCGUUUCCAGUUUCAACACGGCAAGUUUCUGCGACGCGGGAAUGCCGGCCACAUCAUUGUGUUCCCACUGGAACGGUUACCCCUGCAGCAUCGGAUAAUCCGUCUCGCGACAUGUUCCUGCAAAAAGCGUUCUGCGGGCCGCCCAAACAUCCGAUUUCCCCAGAUAAAUAGCCAGCCGCUUGGUGCUCCGGCAUAAGAGUCUCAUAAUUGAUAGUAUGUUUUUUUUAAUGUGGCCAAAACAGGCAGAUCUCUCGAGAAUUACCUCGCCGGGUUUUCACGUUCUGUAAAUGCGGAGGCCAGCGUCAAGCAGUUCCCCGUAUCUGCAUUUCUAGUCCUGCACUCAUUGUCUGGUUGCCAUCUAACUCGGAUCACUCGUUGCGGCUUGUCGGUCAACGUGAGACAAUCGCACGAUCUGCGACGCAGCGUCCUGGACCGGCUCACGCGCGCGCUGCGGUCCUGUCUCCCGCGUGCUGUAGCGUGCAUCAGUCUUCGUCGUUUCCGGAUUUCAACCCGGUUCCAGGGUGGAAAACUUUGCAGCUUCCAAUAGUGCCCGACGAAAUGUGUGGAAUCCUCGCCAUUUUGAUGUCCAGUUUGAGCCGAGACCAGUUGCGACAACUGGCUCUCGAGCGCUCGCGCCUGAGCGUCUUUUACCGAGGGGGAUUGGAUCAAGAGUGUAUGGGUAAAAGUCUGUGGCUUCGCCACCGCGGACCCGACUCGAAUGGCGUCCAUGUGCAAGAAUACUCCACGACCUUGUGCAAUGCACUCGCCCACGAGCGCCUGGCCAUCGUCGAUCCGGCGACUGGAAAGCAGCCUUUGUGCGACGCGUCUGGCACAUUUGUCUGCGUGGCGAACGGAGAAAUCUACAACCACGUCGAACUCACCAAGACAUUGCUUCCCCCAGAGGAAGUUGCCAAGUGGAAAACGGCCAGCGACUGCCAGCCUCUCCCGUCUCUCUUCAAAUUCCACGGGCCGAGCAUUUGCGACAAACUCGACGGAAUUUUCAGCUUCGUCAUCAGCAAUGGCGCCACUGGCGAAUUUAUCGCUGCCCGCGACCCUCUGGGGGUCUGCUCGCUGUACGUCGGCUACGCGUCGGACGGGAGCAUUUGGUUCGCGAGCGAGUUGAAGGCUUUGACGAGGGACUGCGAGCAAGUAACAGUUUUUCCUCCGGGGCACUUCUAUCUCUCGACCAUGAACGAAGGCAAGGGUGGUUUCCAGCGAUACUACAACCCAUCUUGGUGGGGGGUGGACAAGCCGCUGCCGACCUACCGCUGCGACCUGGGCCAACUGCGAGAGGCGCUGGAAGCUGCCGUCCGCAAGCGCCUCAUGUGCGAUGUACCUUUCGGGCUGAUGCUGUCUGGCGGGGUCGACUCGUCCAUCAUCGCUGCAAUUGCCGCCAAAGAAUUUCAGAAAAUGUCUGCCACCGAAAAAGGAAGUCACAUCUGGACCAACCAGAUCCACGCGUUCUCCAUCGGCCUCAAGGACGGCCCCGACAGAAAGUUCGCGAAAAUGGUUGCGGAUAUGCUGGGCACUGUCCACCACGAAUUCACAUUCGAGCUGGAAGAAGGUCUGGAUGCUCUCGACGACGUGAUCUACAUGAUCGAGACUUACGAUAUCACGACUGUUCGCGCCUCAGUGCCCAUGUAUCUUCUCUGUCGGAUGAUCAAGUCUCUGGGUGUGAAGGUCGUCCUCACCGGCGAGGGUGCAGACGAAGUCUUUGGCGGCUACCUCUACUUCCACAGUGCUCCAAACAGGGAGGCUUUCCACCGAGAGUUGCAGAACAAGCUCAAUCUGGUGCACUUCUAUGAUUGCUUGCGCGCCAACAAGACAUCGAUGGCCUGGGGAGUCGAGGCCCGUGUCCCCUUCCUCGAUCGGGGCUUCUUGGAUUUUGCCAUGUCCAUCGACCCCGAAGACAAGAUGUGCACGAACGGGCGGAUGGAAAAACAGAUUCUUCGAGACGCAUUCAAAGGGUAUCUGCCUGAUGAAGUUCUCUACCGCCAAAAGGAGCAGUUCUCUGACGGAGUCGGGUACGCGUGGAUUGACCAUCUGAAGAGCUAUGCAGAAAAAAAAGUAACGGACACCAUGAUGCGCAAUGCGAAAUUGCUCUUCCCAACCAACACUCCGGUGACAAAGGAGGGAUAUCUUUACCGUGCGAUUUUUGCCAAGCACUACAACAAAGGCAGCGCGGCACGUACGGUUCAUACAGGCCCGUCAAUCGCCUGCUCCACGGCCGCUGCACUUGAAUGGAACGAAAAAUUCCAGGAAUGUAUUGAUCAGUCUGGAAGGUCUGUCGAUGUCCACCAAUUUCAUCAAGGGCAUCGGGAUUAAGACAGCCUUGUAGAGUGUCGUUAGGUUGUAAUAGAGAAUGUUCUAACAUUUAGUCAAAUGGACUGGAGAGAAUCGAAGCUCCAAUAGAGGGGAAGAUUUCGCUAGAGGGUGUCCUCCGGUAAAUGGUAUUCAACUCAUCAACCGUGGGGACACUGACAUUCGCCUUGUAACAGCACAGUGUUCUUGGCGUAUUUAUUCCGCUCAAGGAGGACAGUGGUGACAUUUCCUUUCCUUCUGAAAUGUAUAUAUGUGUAGCCGUGCUUCGUGUCAGACAUAGAUGGGAAGAAUGAAUCCGGGAAUACAUUCACGGCGCUUGUACUGGCGGUACAACACGGUGGACACUUUGACGCAUACAGCGUUCCCGCAGUAAACAGAAUUAAACAAAUAUAUGUAGGCAUUUUACGAUAUGUAUAUGUUUAGCCCCCCCCCCCCCGAGCACCCUGGAGGGAUCACGGAAGAAAUCCGUACAAAACAGGCGAAAGGCGGCUCAGUUGGUUGGUAGUCACUUCUGCGUGACUACCAUUUUUCGUGCGUAUCCGUGCAUUUUCGCAGUGCAUGUUUACAUAAGAUGGUUCAGAAUGGAUUUUGUAGCGUUCUCGUCCCGGAAGAGAGUUUUGUAGCGGCUCCGCUAGUUCAGGUGACAGCCCACAACAUUUCCAGUUAACCGUGCGAAUAUGGAAAAUUGUUUUUCUUAGUAAGAAAUGAAAACCUCGAAGAGAGCAAAGUGAACGUCGAGUGUGUCUGUCGAUCACGCAAAGGCAACGUGAACAAUUUUCACUGGAGACAGGUUUUACUUAUAACUCCUGUUUGGGUCACUUACAAGGGAAACUGAACCGUACACUUCGCUUGAAGCACUGCACGCAGAAACAAAGACAGACGGAGGAAAUUCCUCCAUGAAGCUAAAUAAAAGACUAUACAUACGUGGUCAUCCUUUCACGCUGUGGGCCAGCUCUAAGGUCCAAAAAUAGGAAGUGCAUCGAUGUCACGUGUCAUAACCGGGAGUGGAUGGCUCGUCGCCUACCUCGCCUAUGCAGCUACCACGUCACAGCAUUAUUUAGCCUCGCUGUAAUUGUGCUGAGGAGAUGCUGCGCUGCAUUAGGAGCCCAUCAACGUGUCUGGAUUGUUUCCUGGCCAAUGUAGUUUCUCAGAGGUCAAUUAGAAGCAUCCUGUUUGGCGGAAAGCACAUCCGGAAAACCAGCGCAAACGCCCUGGAAGCAUCUCUUCAUGUGGGAUAUGCCGCUUGCAAUAAAAUCUAGAGAGCAGGUUAUGUUCAUCAGCGACACUGUCUCUUAUGAUUCCGUUUCGGGUCCUCUAGAUUGCAUGUGCAAACAGUUCCUGCUACCGAAUCCAUUGGCAUUUAUGGUAAACCAGUUGAGAAUGAACGCUUGCGGAUAUGAAAUGGAUCAGCAGCAGUUUCCUGUGGUGGUGUGGUUAUGUACUUUCGUAUUAUCAUAUCUGUAAUUCAAAAACGCCUCUAACUCCACUUCUGUCUAGUCACGGCUGGACCAGCCACAGCUUUAGGUGUCCUGUGGAAUGGCAAUUUUACACAACAGUUGAGCGACGGCCGUUUGGGGCAUAAACGUGAACUCCAGAGCACCGCAAAACACUUCCCACUUUCCGGGAUACCAACCCUGUUUUUCAAGCCUGCGGCUCCACUGAGUUGUCACUUGUGCAGAGCGUGUGGAAUGGCAUGCGAUGCAUGCGCAGUAAACAGACCUGCCGCGAAGGCUCCAGGGCGUUCUGUCAACAGAAACUGCCGCUUUUCAAAAUAAAAGUAGGAGUGCACCGGGAUGUACAGUGUGUCUGCGAAGCUAUUCCUGGGCCAUCCUCCCAGGCCACGGGGGAAUUGAGUUCUGUCGUAACGCCAUGGGCGCUCAAAUUGCAACUGCACACUGCGCUGGUGGAUUUCUCAAAACAUUCGGCUCGUCGAUGCUGCACUUUUCAUGACAAAACGAAGGCGUUAUCGUAGUCUAUUCUUUCACGUCUGAGCAGUCACGGCCGCGUAUUUACACGGAACACUCAUGCAGCGGAUGUUCUGUAGGACGAAGACACAGUUCUCUAGGCUCUGUGAGCAUAUUCUGCUGGGCAGGCUCCAUCGGCCCAUGCACACGUUCCAGUGAUUUCAUGCCUGCGCGAAGGAAGGAACGUCCAGUUCUGAUAGUCCAACUAUGUGUUUCCUUUUCACUGGAAAUCAGACUGUCCCGACUCUCACGACCACCCGUACUUUGCAGCAGUCUCAAAAUUGAAGCCCGUGAAAAACUCAUUCUGACACUGUUCACUCGCAGCACGCAGCAAGCGUCACUCUGAAGUGGACUGUCAGAUAUCACACUUCGGACUCAAAGAAAAGCAGUCGAGCACUGGCCUCUGCCAGCGAGGUGGGGCAGUCGCUGAACUUUAAGGCGCUCCCAGUCAGCCGGCGCGUUCAGAAACGAUGGAAGACCGUGUGAGACAUGUAUCUGGAACAGCAUUAUCAAGUGGUCGCCGUGCGACGUCCUACCUCCAAGGACAGGGAAGCAGGCAAGGUGAUAUAACAACUGGAGGGGGUGUAGCGACCAAGCACAGCGUUAUCGGUGCGUCAGCCUCUGAUGCGAAUCGAAAAACGAGGCUCCCACGUUUCCGGCAGUCUGUUGGGAGUCAAAAGCUCGCCUCACCUCGCGCCGCUCGUCGAUCAAUUUACGCUACGAGGACGAAAUUUGAUACACGGGAAUCAGGUGGCUCACCGGGACUCGCAGGAACGUCAUUUGAAGGACAAUCGUCCCUGGAUCAGCGUGCCGGUAAACCAGAGAAGACUCUGGCUUUUAAAAUUUGUUUUGUCCGCCGUCACGAUGAGUUCUGGUCAGACAAAAUAUCAGUAAGAUCUGACAAUGAGUCUCCUCCCGAGAUUUUGUGCUUGCACUACGAUAUCGCCGAGCGGAAUAUGUUCCUUGGCCUAAGCAACGGGACGCUCAUGGCCUGGACAGACGCUUUUGAACCUGCCACUUCUUCCGAUCCUCAGGCGUCUAGUAACGGUCCAACGGUUAUGAAAGCACAAGGUCAUUCAGGCGCAAUCAGUUCUUUGGUUUUCCUCAGAACUCUUGCUCCGGACCGGGCUCUCCGAGACGACUGCAAAAAGCCACGGAAUGACCAUCCGCCAGGUGUGCCCGCCUCAAGUUCCCUGCAAGCAGCGCUUGUCUGCUCGAAAACUGUUGAGAGGGAAGGUGGAUUCCUAUUCACGGGAUCUGCAGACAGGAACAUCAAGCUGUGGGUUGUGGAACAGCGGAAGCUUGUAUGUGUGCGGACUCUCUGCUUUCAUGGAGGCACUGUUGUGUCCCUUGCAUACUGCUUCCCAUACCUUUUCUCUGCUUCCACCGAUGGCACUGCGCUGGUAUGCCGGGCUGAACAGACGUCGGGGAGCCUGAAAUACCCCCAUUUCACUGUCGUCGAAAGAGUUUUCGCC
Messenger RNA from Toxoplasma gondii ME49, 5777 nucleotides. RefSeq names its product asparagine synthetase, putative. Gene Ontology annotation, cellular component: cytosol. Lineage: Eukaryota; Apicomplexa; Conoidasida; Eucoccidiorida; Sarcocystidae. The coding region runs from base 575 to 2341 and encodes 588 amino acids. Gene Ontology annotation, molecular function: asparagine synthase (glutamine-hydrolyzing) activity. The record is from RefSeq and is a predicted model, not a curated record. The transcript is spliced from 14 exons.